AGGGUAUCUCGCCUGCAACAUCACCCACUAUCCACUCUCCAUCCUCACUACUCCACCUUUGACUCCGCGUGCACUUGGUCACUUCCGGCUGUCCAUCCAUCCUCACUCAUCAUUCACUCAAACAUGUGAGUGUGUGCGUUGUGCUUGAGACAGUGGCAAGCUAGCCAUUGGUACAUGUGUUGAGUCCGAGGAGAAAAAACAAACAAGUACCGUGUACAUGGUGGCCACUGCAGGAGAGGAGCAUAUAUACCAGCCAGUAGCCACCCUACACCAGGCGCAUCAGUUCCACACACACACAUACACCGCAACAAACGGAGCCAGUAGCUAAGCAAGCUUUGAUGGAGAGCAGGAGCAGCGCGAGAGGAGGAGACCGCGGCCAGCUAGACCACCACCGGCAGGUGCUGCUGCUGAGGCCGGCUGCGGCGUGGAGCUACGCCUCCGCCGCCGGCGUGUCGUGGCCGGCGCAGAGGCCGCCGUCGUCUUCGUACACGUGCGGCUACUGCAAGAGAGAGUUCCGGUCGGCGCAGGCGCUCGGGGGGCACAUGAACGUGCACCGCCGGGAGAGGGCCAGGAUCCGCCACUACUACUGCUCCGCCUACCCCGCGGCUCCAGCUCCAGCCCCUGCUGCUGUCCACAGGGACUGGGUGCCCAACCUCAACUUCUCGCCGCCGCAUUGCCCCGGUGGCGACUAUGGCGGCACAUCCACGGCGACCCCGGCAGUCUACAGCUUCUUCUCCACCGCGGCGGCCGCGGAGGCGGCCAAGGCUACGUUGGUGGUGGACCUGGAGCUGGGGGUCGGAGGAGGGGGAGGAGGUUUGGAUCUUGAGCUUAGGCUUGGCUGCUCUUGAGCCUUGACUCUUCAGGACUGACAUUGUAAUCCAUCGAUCAAUCUAUCUAUCUAUCCAUCUCUGACAUGUCUGCAUGCACGACUACGUACGCGUGCAUGCAUGCUAAUGUGUUGGCUGCCUAGAGAACGAGAAACGCAGUGAUGUAAGAUGUUCUAACUAUGUAGUAUGUCGAUUUGCAGGGGUGUAUUAUUUGUUCAAGCACGUGAACAAUUAAUUGUAACUUGUAUUAGCUUGAUUGGUCGGUUUGCAAUGAAAACUUA
Molecule: messenger RNA, 1108 nt
Organism: Triticum aestivum (bread wheat)
Lineage: Eukaryota; Viridiplantae; Streptophyta; Magnoliopsida; Poales; Poaceae
Product: zinc finger protein GIS3
Exons: 1
Coding region: 339-848 (169 amino acids)
Source: RefSeq, a predicted model, not a curated record